ACUCUUUUCCCCAUCCUGACUCUUUUCUCUCUCUUCUACUGCUACAAUUUCUUCUUCUUCCUCCUCCUAUUACCACUAAUACCACUAUACCACUACCAAUACUAUUGCUACUUACCCAAUACUGCAAUUUUCUGUCUUUUAAAGGCACAGUGCCCUACACUAAUACAAGCCAGCCUCACAAAGAAGCGUGAAGGUUACCCAAUCUUGACCACCCUUUGAACAACAUGAAGGAUACUGGCAGGAAACAAGGGGCAGCAUCGCCUUGCGCUGCCUGCAAGCUUCUUAGAAGGCGAUGUGCCAUGGAUUGUGUCUUUGCCCCUUACUUCCCAGCCGAUGAGCCACAGAAGUUUGCUAAUGUCCACAAGGUGUUUGGUGCUAGCAAUGUCAACAAGAUGUUACAGGAAUUACCAGCACACCAACGCGGCGAUGCUGUCAGUAGCAUGGUUUAUGAAGCGAAUGCAAGGGUGCGAGACCCUGUCUACGGUUGUGUGAGUGCCAUUUCAUCACUACAACAACAGGUUGAUGUCCUCCAAACCCAGUUGGCCCUAGCACAGGCUGAGGUGGUCCACAUGCGAAUGCACCAGGGAGCACAGACAUCGAAUCUCGCUGGUAAUUCGAGUGAUGGUGCCUCCCCAUCCUCCAAGUUCAUUAACCCACACACCAAGUCUUUCUUUUCUUUGGAUAUGGUUGAUCAGGCCAAUUUAGGGGAGUCUUUGUGGUCAUGCUAGCUUCGGAUCAUAUCAUCUUUCUACUACUAUUGGCUUUCUUUUUUGGCUUGCCUCCUAAUACUUGUUAUACCCUUCUUUUUCUCAUCCCCUGUUCUCAUAUACAUCCUUACAAUACAUCUCCAUGUGACAGUGAUCAAUAUAAUGAUGAUCCACCAACUUGGUUUGGGGUGGACUCAUAUCAUAUAACCAUAUUGUAAAUAUAUUUAACUUAUGGAUAUGAGUUAUUAAAUUGCUAUUGUAAGUGAAGAUUGCACUUUUGCUA
This is a messenger RNA of Macadamia integrifolia, 990 nucleotides long. Its product is annotated as LOB domain-containing protein 4-like. NCBI's taxonomy places the organism in Eukaryota, Viridiplantae, Streptophyta, Magnoliopsida, Proteales, Proteaceae. The record is from RefSeq and is a predicted model, not a curated record. The transcript has 2 exons. Bases 225 to 728 code for a protein of 167 amino acids.